AUGAAACUUUUGCGCAAUUUUAGAAGUGUUCGAAAAUUUAUUUUUUUAUUAAAUGGUGGAUUUAAUGGUAGAAAAAUUAAAAAAGUUGCGUUUUGUUCAGCAGUAUGCGUCGGUUCUAUCGGAGGAGCCUUUGGUUUGUUGUACUGGCAGCAGUUCAGAAGUUUGCAGUGUGCUGAGCCUCAGAUCAUCAAUGAUGAUCUUCCUCAUGAUGAACAAACUGAACAAAUUGCUGAGGAUGAGAAAGAUGAUCAGGGUGAUCAAUUGAAUGUCCGGUUCAAAACGGCCAUCAGAAAGUCUAGGACUAUUUUACAGCAGCUUAAAACAGAGAAAAACUGUCCAGGAGUGACUGUUGCAGUGGCAAUCGAUGGCCAAGAAGUUUGGAAGGAAGGCUUUGGACUGUCUGAUGUGGAGAACAAUGUUCAAUGCACACCUAACACAGUAAUGCGAAUUGCAAGCAUCAGCAAACCUCUGACAAUGGCUGUAGUUGCCAAGUUAGUGGAAGGUGGUAGCCUAGAUCUUGAUGAAGACAUUCGUACUUACGUUAAGGAUUGGCCAAUCAAAUCAUUUCAAGGGAAAGAAUCUAAAAUCACAACAAGAAUGCUUCUUUCAAUGCUAGGAGGAAUCAGACAUUAUGACAAAUCAUGUGGAGUGAAAAAAGUUGUUGAAACAGAACAAGUGAACCAAGCAGCAGCAGGUGAUUCAAUUUUUACAGAAUUCUACUUAGCAAAAAACUUCAGCAGUGUCAUUGAAUCGUUGGAUGUUUUCAAAGAUGACCAACUUUGUAGUGAACCAGGUUCAACAUACCUCUACUCAACUCACAGUUUCACCUUGGUUAGCGCGGUUGCUGAAAAAGUAGGAAGCAAGAAGUUUCAGGAUUUAAUGAAAAAUAUGUUCAGAGACUUGAACUUGAAGAGCACCUACCUUGACGAAAACAUUCAAAUCAUACACAACAGAGCCAGAUGCUAUUUCAUGCACAACGGCCACCUGGUGAAUGCCCGUUACGUUGACAAUUCAUGCAAGUGGGCUGGCGGAGGCCUUCUCUCGACGCCCACCGAUCUCUGCUUGUUUGGCAGCACCAUGCUCGCAUGCUCCCAAGGUGAAGAGAAAGACUCAGUAACUCCGAACAACCUAAGGCCGUACCUAUCGAAGGAAACGAUGAAAAUGAUAUGGACGCCAAACCCGAAAACACAAAAAAAGACAAAUACAUAUUACGCAAUGGGCUGGGAGGUUAUGAACCCACUACCGCAGCUCUGUCUCUUCCAAUCCGCCCUAUCGAAGUACAAAAACCGACGCUGUGUAUACCACACAGGGGGUGCCGUGGGGAGCUCCAGCAUCCUUCUCAUCAUGCCCAGGGACAAAUUGAACGAUAAAAAAUUAUCAAAAAACAUGAGAGAAACAGUCGAUAAAACUAAAAAAGAGAAUGCAGUCGUCGGGAAAAUCGACACAAGACCGAGAGGAACCGUCGUGGCCGUGUUAACAAACAUGGAAAAUAUUUCAAUGUUUAACGUAGCUAGGGAGAUAGCUGCCUUAUUCGAGUCCGACCUCGAAACUCAGCAACGCAAACGGGCAACACGAAGUUCGACAGCUGGUUGAAUGAGCUAUAAUAAUUAUUAUAAUAAUUAUACCAAAAUUAUUAUUAUAAUUAUUUAUAUUACAAUUUUUAUUUUAAUUAAUGAAACUUCGUUUUAUUUUGUCCAUCCAUACAAAUUACAUUUAUUUUAUUUGAUGUAUUUAUUAUUCACAAUUUUCAAAAAAUAAGUCACUCGCUGUCUUAGCAAUAGGUGGUUAUAAAUUACUCCGAAAGUGAUUUGAGAGAUAUGUAUUAAUAUUGUUUCUAGAUGAAUUCAAAACCAUAAUGAAGUUGGAACAAAUUCAUUUAAACAUCAAUCAUAAAUGAAACACCACACACACACACAUAUUUAUAUAUAUAUAUAUAAUAUAUAUGCAUGCACACAUACAUACGAACAUACAAUUACACGUACAAAUAUUUAUGCCAAUUUCAUUUAAAUAACAUACUAAAAGUGAUAUAUAUAUAUACAUUCAUAUAUGUAAUCACUUUAUCAUUAUAUAUCAUUUGAUAAUCUUGUUAUCGUUAUAUAUCUUUAUCAUUUGAUAUAUAUAAUAUACCCAAUUAAAAAUAUUCAUAUAACUACUUGCGUGUUACAUGAAAAAAAAUUGAAAAUGAA
Messenger RNA from Helobdella robusta, 2186 nucleotides. RefSeq lists its product as hypothetical. The transcript has 10 exons. NCBI's taxonomy places the organism in Eukaryota, Metazoa, Annelida, Clitellata, Rhynchobdellida, Glossiphoniidae. The record is from RefSeq and is a predicted model, not a curated record. The coding region runs from base 1 to 1593 and encodes 530 amino acids.